UCAGAUUCCGUGAUCUGUACAGUUCAACGUAGAAGAAUCACAAAGCCAGUUGUUCAUCAUGUUUUGUUGCAUGGUGAUGAGGAUCAACAUUGACUGCAACGGUUGUUACAGAAAAGUAAGGAAAGCACUUCUUGAAUUACAUGAGUUGGAGGAUCAUUUGAUAGAAAAGAAGCAGAGCAGGGUUAGUGUGUGUGGGAGAUUCAGCCCGAAAGAAAUAGCGAUCAAGAUAAGGAACAAGACCAAUCGCAGGGUUGAGAUAUUGGACAUCCAGGAGUAUUUCACGGCCGCUGCCGAUGACAACGUCAUUGAAAACCAACAUCAUCAUGACCAGAAACCCUUGAGCAGUUCUCGGAAUCUUGAAUCUGUCCGCAACCAGAUUGAAACAAGUGCUGCUAUUGCGUAAGAUCAGACACACGUAUAUAUAGAGUUCAACUUAUGCAGCUGCUGUGUAGA
Molecule: messenger RNA, 453 nt
Organism: Morus notabilis
Lineage: Eukaryota; Viridiplantae; Streptophyta; Magnoliopsida; Rosales; Moraceae
Product: heavy metal-associated isoprenylated plant protein 25
Exons: 3
Coding region: 59-403 (114 amino acids)
Molecular function (GO): metal ion binding
Source: RefSeq, a predicted model, not a curated record